AUGAGCCAGCAACGCAAGCAGCAAAGAGAAGAGGACAUUCAGCUUUUACUUGCAGUUAAAGCACACCUUGGCACUCCUAAUGUUUCAGAGCAAAUGAAGCCUUAUGUUUUCCAAAAACGUGCAGAUGGCUUAAACAUCAUCCACCUAGGCAAAACCUGGGAAAAAUUGAUGCUGGCAGCCAGAGCUAUCGUUGCUGUCGAAAACCCAAGCGACGUCAUAGUCAUCAGCGCUCGUCCUUAUGGCCAACGUGCAGUCCUCAAAUUCUCUCAAUACACUGAAACCUCUUAUCUCGCUGGCAGAUGGACUCCAGGUACUUUUACAAACCAAAAAAUCCCUAAAUUCAUGGAGCCAAGACUUAUCAUUGUGACAGACCCACUUACAGACCACCAAGCUUUAAUCGAAGCUUCAUAUGCGAAUGUCCCUACUAUUGCAUUUUGUGGUUAAGCAUAAAAAAAAACUUAUGUGGUAGUUUUGCACUAAAUAUUCACCUAUAAAAAUUAAUAGUAAUUUUUUAAAAACUGCUUUGGAAACCGAUUUACUCUUGCUUUUCUUAGAAAAAUGUAAUGUAAUUUGCUACAUAGACUUAACCCAUUUUGUGAUACAGACUCACCAAUGAAAUUUGUCGAUAUUGCGAUCCCUUGCAAUAACAAAGCUAAGAACUCAAUUGCUAUGAUGUAUUGGCUUCUAGCAAGAGAAGUGCUUUAUUUAAGAGGAGCCUUAAGCAGAUCACAACCAUGGGACGUAAUGGUCGAUUUAUUCAUAUGGAGAGACAUUGAAGCUGAAGAAAGAGCUGCCAAAGAAAAAGGAGAAGCAGUAAGAGAAACUAGACAGAGAAGAAAAGAGCAGUAUGAUGAAGCAGGAAACGAGGAACCAGCUGAAGGAGUAGCUAACGAAGAAAACUGGGGCGAACAAGACAACUGGGAUGCAGUACCAGAAGGUGAGGGACAACCAGCCGCAGGUUGGGAAUAAAUAUAAUAAAUUGUAUAAAGUAAUAUUUAUUUUAUAUAAGAAUUAGUUCUAUAUUAUUUAUAAUUUAAAGA
Molecule: messenger RNA, 1040 nt
Organism: Blepharisma stoltei
Lineage: Eukaryota; Ciliophora; Heterotrichea; Heterotrichida; Blepharismidae
Source: the annotation of a GenBank genome assembly